This is a messenger RNA of Sipha flava (yellow sugarcane aphid), 368 nucleotides long. RefSeq lists its product as uncharacterized. The record is from RefSeq and is a predicted model, not a curated record. The transcript has 2 exons. The coding region runs from base 12 to 359 and encodes 115 amino acids. Lineage: Eukaryota; Metazoa; Arthropoda; Insecta; Hemiptera; Aphididae.
CUUCAAAACUUAUGUCUCAUACUGGUACUAAAAUACAUAUUCUUAGCACUACAAGAUUUUCAAGACCUUUAAAAAAUUCUAAGUUAUAUGAUAUACAAUCUAAAUUAGGUUUAAAAAAAGGUAAUAUGUUAAGGGUGUGUGAUACUAGAUGGGGUUGCAGGUACAAAAAUUGCGAGACUAUGUUGAACAAUUUUAAUGCAAUUGUUGAAUAUCUUGAAAAUGAAAUUAUUGAACAAUCUGAUAAAGAUAUUGCUCAAGCUAUUGACUUAUUAAGUUCUAUACAGAAAUGUGAAUUCAUUAUAUUUCUUAUUAUUCUUAAAGAUUUAUUGAGUAUAAUGAUUAUAUUAAGUAAUAAUUAACAAAGUAAA